CGUCACACCAGCUGCGCUGCCUUGAAAGCCUUCCCCUCUUUCUUAACAGCGCUGAUUCUUCAUUUUUGAUUUGCAAGUUUGCACAAUCUAAUUCCUCUUCAAAUUCAAGAAACCUUUUCCCAAAAAAAACAAUCAUCUCAGUCAAUAUGUCUCGUAAAGUCCUAACCUACGGUGGUCUUACUGCUCUUGGUGGAGCGACUUACUAUCUCUACAACGCUGGAGGCGACCCAAAGCUUGCUGAGAAGAAAGUAGAACACGAUGCGGCGACUGCUGCGCGCAGACUGAGAGGUGACUACCCUGGCCAGGACAAAGAAGCGAAGAAGGCAGCCGAGGAGGGUUACGAGGCAGUACGCGCCAGCGCACAGCAAUACGCCGACCAAGCCAAAGGGGAGGCGAACAGACUAGAGAAGAAGUUCGAUGCUUACAGCGCCGAUGCGAAAAAGCAGUACGAGCAUGCAAAGGCGCUUGCUGAACAAGAGCUACACCAAGCCGGCAAGCAGGUUAACGCAGCAGCGAACAAGUUUGAUGCCGUCGUCGAGGACAAGGCGGCAAAGGCAACGGGCUGGUUCGGCGGCUGGUUUGGUGGUAGCAAGUAAAGCAUGAGGCAUGAGCGUGCUGUUGGUGUGGUGAUGGUAAGACCAGAAGAGAGCAGAAGCAUCCUUCUGGCACUUUGCAUGAGCAUUGGAGUAUAUGGGCGUCAGUUCCUUCAUCUCAGUAGCAUAAUGUAAUACUCAUACAUAUACCACUGUUGGUUCUCCUGUCAUGUAGUGGUUCGCGUGUGUACGAGAGACCGGCUGCAUGGCGUUUGCGUGCAAGUGCGGGAAGAAGAAGAAGAAGAAGAACAUGAUAUCAUUCGAUAGCAGAG
Molecule: messenger RNA, 865 nt
Organism: Bipolaris sorokiniana ND90Pr
Lineage: Eukaryota; Fungi; Ascomycota; Dothideomycetes; Pleosporales; Pleosporaceae
Exons: 3
Coding region: 147-596 (149 amino acids)
Source: RefSeq, a predicted model, not a curated record